Hibiscus syriacus is the source of this 804-nucleotide messenger RNA. RefSeq lists its product as uncharacterized. The coding region runs from base 182 to 781 and encodes 199 amino acids. NCBI's taxonomy places the organism in Eukaryota, Viridiplantae, Streptophyta, Magnoliopsida, Malvales, Malvaceae. The transcript is spliced from 2 exons. The record is from RefSeq and is a predicted model, not a curated record.
UUUCCAUCUCGUCGUCUCAAACUCCACUACUUGAAAUCGAAGUCUGCAUUCUCUGAUUGGGACUUCAACAAAAGGUUUUCGUGCUUCGCUGAUUCUUUAAGAGCAACAGUUUUCGAAGUUAAUCAGGUAUUUUAAAUAGCCAAAUCCCAGAUGGAGUUCACUUGGCAAUGAAGUAAAAUAGAUGAGGAGAGGUUACCAUUUGAAAAGCUCAAUUGCUUUUGUGUUCUUUGUGGUGUUUCUUUGUUUUAUUUCGUUAUUGAUCAUUACGAUGAUGAAAGUUCCGGACAUUAUCACCAGCAACGGUUCAAUGUCCUUUUACAACAACAUGAACUCGCUUAAAGCCUCCGAUAACUACAACUCAAUCGGUUCUUUUGGAAAUAUGAUGAUCAAUAUGUUACCUGAAGAUCUCACUUUCACCGUUUUUCUCCCUUCGGAAACGGCUUUCGAGCGUGAUUUGAGGUUAAACACGAGUGAUAGUUUGGUAGGGGAAAAGAUGAACGAUACGUACGCACUCAUCUCUCGUGUGUUGGGUUUCUCAGCCAUUCCUCGAGUUCUCGACUCAACUAUGGUGUCGGCCGGCAAAGAGGUGUCAUAUGAUUCGUUGUCGGGGUUUGAGUUGUUUGUUUCGAAGGAUGAAGGUGGAGUGUUGGUGGUUAAUGGAGUGAAGUUGGAGAGGGUUGAUAUAAGGAGAGGGAAGCUUGUUGUGCAUGUUAUAGAUGGGGUUAUUAUGGAUGCCGAGUUCGAGCAGUCGGUUCAGCCUGAUUUUGAUGAAGAUGAUUGACUCAAACGAGGCACAAUUUCAUG